AUGAAUCCUACUCAGGCUCUGAAGACCGCGGUGGAUCCAAAGACUUUGGUCCAUGCCUAUCGUCACUUGUAUCGCCAAGGCUUGAAGGCUGUCAAUUAUUCUACCCCCGCGCGGCAUGUUCUUCGGAACAAUCUGCGGACCGCCUUCCGUUCAUCUUCACCGGAAGAGCUGAAUCCACGUCGCAUAGCCAAUACUCUUCAGUUUCUCCAGCGAGCUGCCGACGUUACAGGUAUGGAACACAAGAUUGUGAGAAAUCUGUUGAUGAUGAAGUAUUGGGAGCAGCUGCAGGUGAGGAAAGACCACCGCAUCUUGAGAGGGUUAGGGGUCGAUCAGAGGGAUCCUACCUUGAUGCAGGAUACGAUCCGGCAGUUUAACCUGACCUUGUCCCUUCUCAAUGAUAGCCUAAACAUUUGUUUGAGGUAG
Molecule: messenger RNA, 423 nt
Organism: Aspergillus sclerotioniger CBS 115572
Lineage: Eukaryota; Fungi; Ascomycota; Eurotiomycetes; Eurotiales; Aspergillaceae
Product: DUF1763-domain-containing protein
Exons: 2
Coding region: 1-423 (140 amino acids)
Source: RefSeq, a predicted model, not a curated record